Molecule: messenger RNA, 406 nt
Organism: Anastrepha ludens (Mexican fruit fly)
Lineage: Eukaryota; Metazoa; Arthropoda; Insecta; Diptera; Tephritidae
Product: RING-box protein 2-like
Exons: 2
Coding region: 89-406 (105 amino acids)
Biological process (GO): anaphase-promoting complex-dependent catabolic process
Cellular component (GO): anaphase-promoting complex
Molecular function (GO): zinc ion binding; cullin family protein binding; ubiquitin protein ligase activity
Source: RefSeq, a predicted model, not a curated record
UCAGAAUUGAAUUUUUAGCAAUAAAGCGAACUAAACAGCAACAAAUUUUAUAGCUGGCUCACUGACUUUCAUUGACAAAUUGUAAACAAUGGCUGACGGGGAAGAUAUUGAAAGUUCAAUGGACAAACAAUUCGAUGACAACGAAGGUGGAAAGCCAGAUAAAAUGUUCACCUUGAAGAAGUGGAAUGCUGUAGCCAUGUGGAGCUGGGAUGUGGAAUGCGAUAUUUGCGCGAUAUGCCGGGUGCAAGUAAUGGAUAUGACUCAAACUGAGUAUCGCCUGCAACGGCUAGAAAAUGUAAUACAACCGAACAUCGCCAAAUUAAAUGUAGCUACUUGUGCCAAAUAUGUCGCCCAUGUCCAAAGAUUUAUACCAGAUGCGUUAAAUAUGAAUGACAUGUCUUUUUAA